Messenger RNA from Dictyostelium discoideum AX4, 4176 nucleotides. Its product is annotated as EGF-like domain-containing protein. The coding region runs from base 1 to 4176 and encodes 1391 amino acids. The record is from RefSeq and is a predicted model, not a curated record. The transcript is spliced from 7 exons. Lineage: Eukaryota; Evosea; Eumycetozoa; Dictyosteliales; Dictyosteliaceae.
AUGAAUAAAAAUUUUGUUUUGUAUUUAUUUUAUUUUAUUUUUUUAAAUUAUUGUAAUAGUCAAUCAUUGAACAUAACAGAUAUUUCAGAAGCAAAUUCGUAUAUAGUAUAUCCUGAUUCAUCAAAUUCACAAACUUGUUCUUUUAAUUUUAAAUUUUUUAUCCAAACUGUUAAUAUAAUAAAUUAUUCUGGAAGUUCAUUUUCAUUUUUAUUAUCUAAAUCUUUUGUUUUGGAUACAUCAUCAUUUAUAACUAAAGAUGGUCAUGCAUAUGCAUCUUUUAAUGGUUUAAAUUUGCCAUUAGGAAAUGAUAGUCUAAUAUUAACAUCAACUUAUGAAAAUUCAGAUGGUAUUAAAAUUCAACAAAAUUAUUCAAUAUCUUAUAAAUGUGAAUUAAUUGAAUUUAAUUCUUUGGGUUAUAAGGUUUUAUUAACAAAUAAUUUUAAAAAAUCUAAAUCAGGAAUGAAUGGAAUUAUUCAAUUUACAGGAUUAAAAAAUAAACUAAAAUCAUUAAGUUCGAGUGGGGGAAUUUUCAAUGUCAAACCAACAUUUCCAAAUAGUUUUUCAUUUUCUGAUUAUCAAUUUCAAAAUUUAACAAAAGAAAAUAUAAUUUCACUUUUAUUUAAUAAUGGUAAUAAUAUUACAGUAAAAUUUCCAUCAUCAUUUAGUUCAUAUUAUAAUGUUGAUGAAAGCAAUUCAAAAGUUGUAAUUUAUCCAAGUGAAAGCACAAAUAUAAUUGAAUAUGGAUAUGACAAUUCUCCACUUUAUUCAGUUACAAUAAAUAAAACCAGUGUUGAUUAUGAACCUUAUAUUCAAGUUAAUAAUGGGUUUAGCAACUAUUCUCAAAUAACACCAAUAUAUCAAAAUGACAAAACUGUAACAUAUUUAGGUCAACUUAUUAAUUCAGCACCUUCAAAAUUAUCAAUUUAUUCAGAGUUUAAUAAUUCUUUAAUAAAAAUCUAUGAAACACCAAUUUUAAAUAUUACAAAAUUUAGUAAAGAACCUUUUGUUCCAAAUCCAUUUAUUGUUACAUACUUUAAUAGUGAUGGUAUUUUUUUAUUAAAUUCAUCAAUGUUUACAAUUACCACAUCAAAUCAAUUUAAUUUCUUAACAACAACCUAUUCAUUUGGUUUAUUCACAAAAGAUUUUCAAUGGCCAUUUGGUUUUGGAAGUGGUAAUAAUUUUAAUUAUAAUGUAUCCGCUUCAUUUUUGAGAUACAAGGCUCUCAUUAGUUCACCAAAAGUUUUUACUGUUGAUAAAACAAAUCUAAUCAACAUUAAUUCAAAUAUAAUUGCACCAACUGUAAAUGCACCAAUUCUUUUAAAAUUUGAAUGGGUUCAUUUAUUUUCAGGAAAUUAUUUAUUAAAAUUUAGGGUAAAAGAUAAUGGAUAUGAAGCAUUUGUUGGUAUUGGUGAUGUCAAUACAAUUGCAUUAAGAUAUGAAUCAAUGAUAGAUAGUGAAAGUAUAGGUGAUGAAAUUGUAUUUGCAGCAGUUAUAGAUACAUACAGAUAUCCAAUUGACAAAUUUAUUGUAUUCGAUAGAUUGGGACAAACAGAAACAUAUUCAAUCGGUCAAUAUUAUUCAGUUAAUCCACUUUUAAAAAUUGAUUCAUUUUAUGAAAAUAAUAAUAAAAAUAAUAAUAAUAAUAAUAACUUAUUACUUAUUAAUAAUAUUACAUUUUUUAAUAAUUUUAUCGAUAUAAUAAAUAAAUCAGUUGAUAAUGUAGUUUAUUUUACAUAUAAUGGAGGUAGAAUGGAUAAUGAUGAAAAACCAAUUGGAUUUAUGUUAAUGGACGUAGUUACAUUAGUAAAGAAUAGUAAAUACCAUUUCAACAGUUCAACACUAUACUUUUCAACUUGGAAUUCAACAAUAUCAAUGUAUCAAAUUAAAUUUAAAAUACCUGCAAAUACCCAACCUGGUCAUAUUCCAUAUAGAUUCUUUAUCAACUCUUAUUCAACACCUUUAGAUAGUGAAUUCUUACCAUCAUCUGCACAACUAUAUGUAACAUUAUCAAAUUUCGAUGGAUAUGGACCAAUAUUUAGUAAUAUUGAAAAGGUUAAUUCAACAAAUGAAUUUGGUUGGAAAUUUACAAUAGAUGAUCCAAUUAAUGGUUUUGAUUAUGCUGAUAUUAUAGUUAGAGGUGAAAUGGAUAGUUCAACUUAUAAAUUCCAUUUAACAACUCAAAAUUUAACAAGAGGUGAUAAAUUUAAUGGUGAUUAUCAAAUUAAUAUAACUUUACCAAGUAAAUGUGCAUCUCAAAAUUAUAUUAUCACACAAGUUAAAUUAUAUGAUACUCAAGGUAUUGGUUGCUACUUUUCAGUAUCUGAAUCAUUUGUAGGUGGUGGUGUUAAUAACCCAUUUAUAAAUUAUUUAUUAGACUCAACAAUAAAUAAAUUAUAUAAAAAGUGUAGUGGUGAAAAUGAUGGUAUCGAUAGUUCACCACCAAUUUUAACAUUAUUUACACCACAAGUAGCUAUUCCUGCAGAUGGACAUAUGGAAGUAUAUUUCUCAUUUGAAGCAACUGAUUACGAAAGUGGAUUAAAAGAUCUUCAAUAUCCAAUGGUUUACGUUGAAGCAAUUGAAUUUCAAAUAUUUGAAUGUGAAACAAUUAUUAAAUCAAAGAAUAUCACCUCUGCAACCUAUCAAUGUUACGUUUACUUACCAAGAGGUGUAUUGUACACUUCAGAAAUUACAUUCAGUGUUUAUGGAUUAAUUAAUAAUGGUGGUUGUUAUGGUGGUUAUUCAAGCGACUCACUAAGAAUUCUAUUCCCGUAUAAGUUUUCAAUGAAAGCAGUAUCAUCAGGACUUGCUAAAAGGUUAGAUAUCUAUAGAGUUUCUCAAAUUACAACAAGUGGUGGCGAAUUAUGGAUAAUAGGUGCUGGUUUCUUUUCUUCAAAUCUUGUAGUAUUAAUUAAAUAUUAUGGUGAAUCAACAUUUACACAAACAUCAAUACCAACUAUAAGUUAUCCAAAUGCAAUGUUAAUCAAUGAUGUCAAACCAACUGAUAAACCAUUCAUUAUCAAAGUACAAGAAGCUUUCUUUUCAAAUGAAUUCACUGUUUAUCCAUUAGUAUUUGAUAUUCGUUUUGUACCACCAAUUCCAACAGAAUUACCAACAGAAUCCCCAACACCAAAUCCAUCAUCAUCAUCUUCUUCAAUAGACUCGUCAUCGUCAACACCUACAUCAUCACCAAUACCAACGAAUAAACCUCAAACAUGUUUAGGUGAACCAUUAUGUGGUGGAUCAAAACAAGGAUAUUGUUCAUCAAGUGGAUGUGUUUGUUAUCCACCUUGGAUUGGUAAUGAUUGUAAUUCACAAGUUAUAAUUAUACCACAACCAUCAACAAAUACAUCACAACCAUCAACUGAAUUACCAAUUAUCGAUAACAAUAAUCAAACAUCAAAUAUUAAUUUAUAUACAUUUGAUAAAUGGAUUUAUACACCAAUUAAUAAUAUUAAAAGUCAAUACUUUACAAGUAUUCAAAGUGGUGAUACAAAAUCAACAAAUACAUUAACAACCAAUAUUACUGUAACUUUAGAAUGGUUCAAUCAAACAACAAUCAUUCAAUUUGCAAAUAAUAAUAUAACAAUGAAUCCAUCAAGUAUUAAAUAUACAAUUGAAAUUACAGAAUAUAAAUUUUUAAAUCAAUUAAAUAGUCUUCAACUUGUAAUGUCAGCAUUAUUCGAAUCAUCAACUUCCAAAGAUACUUGUUCAUUAAAAGUAUUUGGAGAUACAAGCGAUGGUGAUAAUUCAAACUUCUUUAAAAUUCAAAUUGAUGAUCAUUCACUUUAUGGUAGAUUCAUUAAAAGAGCAAUCAUCGAUUCAAAAGUAUCUUCAAUUGAAAAUCAAUUAUUAGAUUCAAAAAUGAACUCAAUUCAAACAUCAUCAAUAUCACAAUCAUUCAUUGGUAUUACAAUACCAAAUUAUAAACAAUCAAUAAUUAUUGAUCCAGACUUUUCAGUAUUAGUAGAUAGUAAACCAGUAUCAAAUAAUGAUAAUAAUUCAAUUUGUACAUCAAAUAAAUCAAAACUAACAAGUUCUCAACUCGCUGGUAUUAUUAUUGGUUCCGUUGCUUUUGCUGCUGUCGUUGUUGUUGCAGCUUCUUAUUUUAUUAUAAAAAAGUGGAAAGACGAUAAAUUUGUAAAAACAUUUAAUAGAAAAUUAAAAAAACUAUCAUAA